GUCAUCCAUUGUUUAGCGCUGUGUCGUUGUGGGAGCAUCCGCCAACAUGCCGCGAGGGUUGCCACUGCCGCCGGGGUACUUUCGAUGCCCACCACUCAGUCCUGAAGAUAUUCGACCCUGCACUGACCUUACGGAGACCAUGUCCAUCGAUCUGAUUCAGCACGCGCAGCUCAGUGGCGGCCCCAUUGCGUGGACGUUGGACGCACGCAACAGCGACCCCGACAUGCAAGUGUAUGCCGGCGACGAUCCGUUGGCGCCUCCGGGUGUGGUCUCCUUCUGCGCUGUCACGGACGUCAAGGCCACCGUGGACGACGUGGCGGGUCUGUUUUACACCCCUACGACCGCCGACUACCGCGCGUACUGCCAGCAGUCUGCCAAGGGCUCGUUAGAUGCGGCGGUGCUGUACACGUUGGCGGCGCCGUCGUCUUCGUUUCCCCGGCACAGCAUCGCCAUCAAAUGGGUCUCGAUGACUCUGAUGGCGGGCCUGCCGGCGCGGGACGUCGUGUUCCUCGAGUGCCACCACGACUUUGACAUGCAGGGAGGGCGGCGGGGGUGGGUCCGUUGCUGCAAGUCCAUCGAGAUCUCGUGCUGUCCAGACCUGCGGGACUCGCACGGACUCGUGCGCGGCUCGUUUCACCGCGCCGGCUUUGUGUGCGUCGAGACCGAUGUCCCCGGCACGCUGCGGGUGACGUACGUGGUGCAGAUGGACGUCCGUACCCGCCUGCCGCGCAUCUUGGCGGCGGCGGCCGUCCGCAAAUGGACGCGGCGGUUGGCGAACAUGCAGCUGUGUGUGUGGGGCCGCAAGCUGUCGACUGAAACGUUCCUCCCCCUCGAGAAACUGAUUCCCCAAGACACGCGAGGGCGCUGCAUCCUAUGCCAGCGCAAGUUUGGCGCGUUCGGGGCCAAGGAGUCGUGUCGCAAGUGCGGGCACGUGGUCUGUCGCAGCUGCAGCAAGGACUGGCACAUCGUCACACAAGGCAGUUUGCACUGGAUGCGGCUCUGUUUUGUCUGCACCAAGCGCAAAGUCGCCUUGUCGAGCGCGAGCCUUUGGGAUCGCCAUCACAAUGCCCACAUGCCAGCAACGUUGUCCUCAAGACGGGCGAUUAGCUUGAACCACGAGCCCGGUCGAGUCUACUAUGAGCAGCAGCAGCCGUGGCAGUCGGAAGCGUCGCAGUCAUCGGGGAGCCGCCGCAGACGAACCCGACCGGGGGAAAACCAAGGGGAUGAUCGAGGCAGUGGUAUGGAAUGGACGGGCGAAAGACGUCGGGGCUUGUCCUUACCCCCGCCGACGGGCACAUGGCAGCUAGACGUAGGCCAUGUGCCUGUCAAUAGAGUCAUGGAAGCAAUAGCACCACCGGACGACAUGACACUCGUGCGCGUGAGCUCGUGGUCGGAACUUCCGGCAUCGAGACGACAGUGGCGAUGAGGAUAAGUUAGUUUAAAUGUUUGCGAAUGAUGUUAUUCUCAAACACUCCAACCCGAAAUAUGCAACAACACAUGGUGGUG
Aphanomyces astaci is the source of this 1506-nucleotide messenger RNA. RefSeq lists its product as hypothetical. Bases 47 to 1426 code for a protein of 459 amino acids. Lineage: Eukaryota; Oomycota; Saprolegniomycetes; Saprolegniales; Verrucalvaceae. The record is from RefSeq and is a predicted model, not a curated record. Gene Ontology annotation, molecular function: lipid binding; metal ion binding. The transcript is spliced from 2 exons.